Molecule: messenger RNA, 648 nt
Organism: Microthlaspi erraticum
Lineage: Eukaryota; Viridiplantae; Streptophyta; Magnoliopsida; Brassicales; Brassicaceae
Source: the annotation of a GenBank genome assembly
AUGCUUAAUCAACUAGGAAUCGAAGAGAGUGAAGUUCCAAAGAUGUGUCUUGACCUUUACAAAGAAUAUGGAACCACCAUGGCUGGUCUCAAGGUUCUUGGUUACGAAUUCGACAACGAUGAGUUCCAUGAAUACGUCCAUGGAAGACUUCCCUACGAGAAACUAAAACCUGAUCCACUCCUCCGCAACCUCCUUCUCUCUAUGCCUCACCGGAAAAUCAUCUUCACAAACGCAGACAAAGCUCACGCGACAAGAGCCCUCAACAGACUAGGUCUAGAGGACUGCUUUGAAGGAAUCAUCUGCUUCGAAACACUAAACCCUUCUUCUGAUUCCAAGACUCAGAAGAUCCUCUGUAAACCCUCCGUUGAAGCCUUUGAAGCCGCCAUUCGCAUCGCAGACAUCGUCCAUCCACGCAAAACGAUAUUCUUCGAUGACAGUAUUCGUAACAUCGCUAGUGCUAAAGCAACAGGGCUUAAAACCGUCUUCGUUGGUGACUCGGUGCUGGUUCCAGGUGCAGACUAUGCACUAAGCAGCAUUCACAACAUAAAGGAAGCGAUACCUGAUUUGUGGGAAGACAACAAAGAUGAGAAGAAGCUUGAGGCCAUUGUUGUUCAGCAAGCCGCUGUUGCAACCAUGGUUCAAGCUUAA